GGACGCUCGGCCGCCGCUGGAUGACGACGUACUCAUUCCGGCUGGGCGGUCGAAGAUUCGGUGACGAGUCGCGCUGAGUAAAAUCGAUUGGAGGCUUGCCGCUAGAUUCUCCCAGUGACGAGUCUAGGGAAGAGCGUACUCAUUCUGCCUGACUCUCUCAGAUCAAUGAGUCGCUGAGUGGAAUCGAUCGGAGGCUCGCCGCUUGAUUCUUACUGUGACGGACAGUACUCAUUCCGACUGGCUCGCUGAGGUCGAACGAAACUGGUGAUGAGUGGAUUGGAGGGGAUAUUGUACUGGAUUACCGGCUGGCCGCUAGAAUUUGGUGACGAGUCGCCUGCUGGGCCCGCCCACCGCUGCUGCUCAAAUUUCAAGGCAGAAACUAAUUGGCCUAUGAUCAUUUGGAAGGAGAUCCUGGUUUAGAUGGUGGACAAAAAUGUAAAAUAGAGAUCCUGAAUGUGUUGAUAGUUCGUCUUCUGAUAGUGCAAUACUUCAAGUCUUAAGCUGUUUCUUACUGCAGUGGCAUCCACAAAAUUCGGAGGUACAUUGUUAGGGAUAUUGUAGAUAUUCCUUUUUGUUUUAUUUCUUUUAUAGAUGAAGUCAUCUGUUGCACUAAUUUCCCUAUCUUACCUUUACAUUAGGCUGUGAUCCAUGUUAUUGUUAUAUAAAAAGAGAGUGAAUUGGUAAUGAACUUAGGAUGAUAUAGGUGGGCAUAUUAUCAUAAUCAUUGGCUCUUGAGUAGUAACAAUGUAGUAUUCUCACUUCUCUUUAGGACUUCUGAUUUAUUCUGACUGGUUUGUAUGAAUCAAGUUCGUGUACUCUCUCUUGGGAUAUUCUUGCAGAGUCAUUGUUGAGAUGGUUCUUGAAAUUAGGCAAGAAAAGAGAGAGUGUUGUUGGCGAAGCAUUAUAUUUUACCCUUAUGCAAUUAAUCAAAAUAAACAACGUUUUUCUGUCUGGCAUAAGGGCAGAGAAAUCUGUAUAUGGAAUAAAGGCUUUUAUUUCUUUCCUAUAUAUUUGAUCUUGUGACUUUGGUAAAUCCAAAUUGUAGUCCAUGGGGAACCUUUGCUUGGAGUUAUCGGAGUAUGCUAUAAUAUUGCUCUCCAUAGGUAAAAUUUGUAUCCAUUGAGGGUUACAACACUCCAUAUUAAAGUCAUGCUCAUAUUUUCUAGUUUGAAUCUGUAGCAAGAGUCCAAUAAAUCAAGCAAUGUUAGAGGCAAUGCUGACACAGAUGAUCAGUAUCAUAUUUGGUAGAAUGGAGACUGAUCCGGUUUGAAAUUUAAAUUUCUGAAUUUUAGUGUGUUAUUCUGUUAUUGGAGGAAGAAAGAUCAUCAUGUCUUUUGCAGGUUCAGUUCUCUUCAUCUGUUCCUUCAGAUCAUACUGAUACAGCAACUGCUUCUGCAGAGAAGUCUAGCUGAAAAAAUGGGAAAGAAAUGACUUUAGGAGACGCACUUAGGUUAAAGGCACCACCAUUGCAUCUGUUGAGGAAAUCCAUAAUCUUGCUGGUGGUGCUGACAUCGAGGUCCAACCUGGUCAAUUCUUAUUUAAUAUUUUAUUUCGUUGUGGUGCCACUGUCCUCAGCUUUUUUUACCAUGGUUUAAAGGCUGCACUUGACAAAGUGGUCCACGUUGAGGAUGGUAAAAAGAUUAGAUGGUAUGCACAUGAUUGAAGAUUCUAGUUUCAUGUCCUCAGAGAUUGACCUUGAGAGCAUGAGUAUUGGAAAACGUGAUGCUUUACUAGUAUUCUGCACACUCUGCAAGAUGGGUGUGAAGGAAGACACUGAUGAGGUAACUGUGAAGACGAGAAUUUUGUCCUUUGAAUUUCUCCAGGGCCUGCUGGAAGGGGUUAGCAAUUCAUUGACAAAGAACUUUCAUCUCAUUGACUCUGAAAAGCAUACCUUUCCUAUGCUUUGCUGUGAGCUUCAGUUUUGCAGUCUCCUGUCAUAUUUGAGGUUCCCUUUCAUCUAUUUGUGUCCCCUUUCUUCAUCUGGUUUGACCAGAGGCGCUAUGAGAAUUUGCCCAUCUUUAUUGGUUUUGCAGUUGCUCUUUUUCCCCUUUGCUUGCCAUAUUUAGCAAAGAAUUGUUAAUGAAUCUGAAACCCUCUUGCAGGAUGUUUAGUCAGCCUAUGAAAUAUUUGAUAUCUUGAUUUUGAAUAAUAACUUAGUAAUUGUCUUGAUUUGCAAUAAUCUGUUGUGAAAUUUCUUAUGGGACUAGAUAUGAAGACUAGCAUAUGCCAUUAUUAUUUGCAAGGAAAUGAUACAAAAGCGGUGAGAAAGGGGAGGAGAAGAGGAAGCAGGGGAGGGCAAGCACCAGAUGAAGUUGUUGUAAGAAUAAAUGCCUCUGUUAUAAUUUAAAUCCUGAUGAUAGAUGCAUAGGGCUUUAAGUGAAAAGAGCUGCCUAAGAAGCACUAUUUUGUUCAUUAUCAAAAGGAAUAAGCAUGCUUUGCUUGAUUUUUAAGGUUUAGUUUAUCUUGGAUAUGAGGGUGCUUUUGUGUGUGUGUGUGAACAAAUUUACAUUGUACUUGUAUCGCUGCCUAGUGUUUGUGUGGGAACAACUUACAUUGUACUUGUAUCACUGUCUAGAAUGUUGAUGAUUAUUUCCAUUGUCAUGCUCAUGCAGAACAAAUUAUUAAAUUUAUCUUUGCACUCUGCCGAGGAGAUUGUAUGUCUGCAUGAUUACCCAUCACAAGUUUGAGAAAAGGUCAGUACACAUAAAAUGUAUGGUUAUGUACGUAUCAGAUUAAUCAAUAAGUUUGUUUUCAUUUUUUUAUUUUCAAUGGGAAAGUUUGUUUUCAAUUUUUAUCUACAAGACUACGACAACAAUAUGCAGCAGCUUGUCAAAUGUUUAAGGUUUAGCCAAGCUUGGACAUAAGGGAUCUUGGCAACCUGUUUAAAUCCAUGAACAAAGAUCUAGUAACAUUGCCAAAGUCAAAUUUAAGGCUAGUUCAUUAAGAAUUUCUUGAAAACUCACUAUAUGUAUGGAUUUUCUGGAUAUAACAGAUAAUGCAAGAGGAUAGAUGCAUAGGACUUUUUUUUUCAGUGAAUAAAGCUGCUUGAUGAAACAACUUGUUUGUUCUUUAUCAAAAGAGGACAUACUUUGCUUGAAUUUUAAGGUUUAGCCGAGCUUGGGCGUUUAGGGCACUCGGCCACCUGCUUUUAUCUUUGUGGACAAAAAGAUCUGGUAGCAUUUAAAAACUAUACCUUUAUGGCUGUAUCUACAAGCAUAUGUUAAUGACUAUUUCUAUCAUCAUGCAGUACAAAUUAGUAGAAUUAUCUUUUCUCUGUGCUGAGGAGCUUUAGUAUCUCUAUAAAACCUUACUUCGGUU
Messenger RNA from Rubroshorea leprosula, 3318 nucleotides. The record is from the annotation of a GenBank genome assembly. Lineage: Eukaryota; Viridiplantae; Streptophyta; Magnoliopsida; Malvales; Dipterocarpaceae.